GCCAAAAUCAGUCGACACAGCACGCGCCGAGGAAAAAGAUCCCGCGAGGAAGAAAGAGGAGCGACCAAACUCAGCCGCCUCGAUCCGAUCCAUGGACGCGGCGAUGGAGGACGCGGGGAGCGAGUGGGACCGCGGCAGCGGCGGGGCCGACGCGGUGCUGGGCCUCGCCGGCGCCGGCGCCUCGCUGUCGGUGUGCUACCACGAGGCCUUCGGCCCCCACGCCGACCUCAUCCUCCUCGAGGCCGCCGACGACCUCCUCCCCGACCUCCUGCAAGGCCGGGUGACAGUAAGGGGCCGCCCUGAAGAAGAAGCUGUUCUGUGCACACCAUCGGCGACCUACGCUAUGAAGUUUGUGGGCACAUCCAACUCCAUGUUCCUCAUACCACCCGGUGAAGCUGUCGCGGCAAGCCUAAGACCCGACCAUACCAAUGAGGAUGCUACCGUUGCCAGCGAUGCGGCCGCUUCGAUCAUCAAGGUUGCACCAGGGAGCAUCGAAUUAGUCCGAACGGCUCCGCGGCUCGACAAACUCAGGAGCCUUCUCAGGGAGAGGCCAUACGUGCUUGAUGAGGAUCUUGGAGAUGGCUCUGAAGACAAGAAGGGGCUGUACACGUGGCAAGACCUAUGUGUGCUUGUUCAGUCCAGUGACAGCGAGCUGCUGGAGGGGCUGAAUUCCCUCUCGGCUGUCGAGAUUGAUGGGUUCUGGAGGACCGUGGAUGUCGGUUCCGUGAACACGGUUCUGGACAUGAUUCUGCACAACUCCGUGUUGCAUGACUGGCUGCUAAAUGCUUUGCCGGAAAAUGGUGUGCUAUCUGUCAUGGAAUCUGACGGUUUUAUCCAUAAGAUUGUAACCCACUGCCUCAGCAGAUUCGGCACGAAGGUUGAGCAAGAAGGAGGAAGUUGUUGGAGGCUUGAUGAGAGACUGGUCUGCUUGCAGUUUGCCCGAAGAGCGCUCAGCACGGGAAAGAUGAAGCUCAACAGCUUCAUGGAUAAAUGGGAACGAAGCAUCCCUUCAGGAAUGCGUCCAGAUCUUCAGAUGCUUGAAGGGGAAGUGCUGUACGAAAGGCUUGGGGCUGAGACCUGGGUGCAUGCUUUCAGUGUCGCCGAUCUGCCGUUUCCAGCUGAGAGGUUUGCGGCACUAUUCCGGGAGCGGCCAAGGUGGGAAUGGAAAGACCUGCAGCCCUUCAUCAGGGACCUGCGCGUACCUGGUGCGUCUUCAGAAGGGUUGCUGAUCAAGUACGCAAGAAGAACGCAACCAAGCGCUGAUGCCGAUCCUAUUUUUACUGCUAGAUAGAUGAUCAACCUACCCUGCUACAAAAUCCAUGUUAUGGUUGUGGCCCUUGCCGCUGCUGGUAAACUGCUGGUGUUGCUGCAUUUGAUCUGGAUAUUGUAGACAACAGAAGAUUGCCAUUGGUCACCCCUCUCCCUGUCUUUCUCCUUAAUCCAAAAAACAUUCCGUGUUUCAGUUUAGACCGAUUCGUAUUACUCUUAUUGCAUGAAUGCUGAAUAUAUGGGUAGAGCGUAUUUGAUCCAAA
Molecule: messenger RNA, 1532 nt
Organism: Triticum urartu
Lineage: Eukaryota; Viridiplantae; Streptophyta; Magnoliopsida; Poales; Poaceae
Product: zinc ion binding protein
Biological process (GO): maintenance of mitotic sister chromatid cohesion; mitotic sister chromatid cohesion
Cellular component (GO): chromatin; Ctf18 RFC-like complex; chromosome, centromeric region
Source: RefSeq, a predicted model, not a curated record